AUGGAAGUUCAGAACAGCUUCAGUGAUCAAGCGCCGCCUGGAAAACUAUGUGGUACACCAAGGAAAAUUCCUGUAAAGUUUUAUUCACUGCACGAAAGCUUGAGGGUGGUGUUUGUGUCCAAUGAUAAAAACAUGGAUUACGACGGAUUUGGGGCAACGUACAAGCUUUUGAACUACAGUCCUCCAAGUGACUCAGUACUUGUUAAUUAUCCUGCUACAUUUAAACAGACGUCUAUACUUUUUACAGUUUGUCCGAAGGAGGCAAUUCCUCUCUCAGGCGGCGGAAAAAUAAGCAGCACAAACUACCCAAAGAGUAACUACACUGCGUCCAGAAAUUGUACCUGGAACAUUACCGCGCCAGCUGACAAAAUUGUAAACUUUACGUUUACUGACUUUGUCUUAAGUGAGUGUUCAGCCAAUCCUUGUUCGGACUCUUGUUCUUAUGUGGAGCUUUAUGAUGGUGGGUCAACAAGUUCGCCUUCGCUGGGACGAUUUUGCCAGGGGUCGUCUUGGAAUAAGCCUCAUUUCUCGAAUGGAAGCCAAAUGUUUGUGAUGUUCCAUCCCGGACAAACAGUUGCUCGUGGUUUUGAAGCAGAAUAUUCAGUGCUGUCUCUCACAACAACAACAUUACCUUCAACAACAACAUUACCUUCAACAACAACAUUACCUUCAACAACAACAUUACCUUCAACAACAACAUCACCUUCUACGGCUGCCAGUGGUAGGUACCCCAACAUGUUUUAUUUAGGAUACGAAACAAAAUCAAAAUCGCCAGAGGGAUCCUUAUCGACAGCGGCCGCCAUAGGAAUAGGAUUGGGUUGUGUGGUCUUUCUUCUACUCGUCUUCAUACCAGUAUAUUGUCUUUUCAUUGUUAUAAAGAACAGGAGAAGUACAUCUCCGAAUGAUGAAGGCAAUGAAAUGGAAAAAUGCACAAAGGAAAAUAACAAACUCAAUGUGAAGAAGAGCGAGCAUCUUAAGACAGCGAUCAGUUUGAAUACCGUCAUGAUUUCCGCCUGGAUCGUGGUUACUCUUUCUGCUACCUCCCUGGUUCUUGUGACAAGUGGUCCCUGCAUCCCUCCUGGAGAAUCCAUUAAUGCUCCUAAUGGUCACAUUUCCAGCCCCAAUUUUCCCAACAACUAUGACGCAAACAGGAUUUGUACCUGGAAUAUCACGGUACCCCAUGGGAAAAUCAUCAAACUGACCUUCUUGAACUUUACCCUGGUAGCAGGUGAAAAUGAUGACUGUGCUGGAGCGGCAGCAGAUAGUGCCCGAGUCUUUAUCACAGACGUUGCUUCUCAUGGAGGAAAACCUAAUGACUUUAAGAUCUGUGGUCAAAGGCUUCCCCCUCCUGUGUACUCCGAGGGAAAUGUCAUUCAAGUGAGAUUUGAAUCGCGCAGCGGUCUUGUACACAAAGGGUUCAAUGCAACCUUUGAGACGAUAUAUAGAGAUUCACUGUGCCCAGCAGAUAUGAUCCUCAAUGAAACAUCAGGUUCUUUGUCCUCUCCAUUUAAUCCAAGAAACUAUCCCGUCAACCAGACAUGUAGCUGGAAGAUUAUAGGGAAACAAGGAUACCGUGUUGAGCUCACAAUACCAGACUAUAAUAUUGAACGUUGUGGUGGUGCUGCUUGCUCGUGUGAUUAUGUGGAAGUUCAGAAUAGCUUCAGUGAUCAAGCGCUGCCUGGAAAACUAUGUGGUACACCAAGGUAUAUUCCUGUAAAGUUUUAUUCACUGCACGAAAGCUUGAGGGUGGUGUUUGUGUCCGAUGAUACAAACAUGGAUUAUGACGGAUUUGGGGCAACUUACAAGCUGUUGAACUACAGUCCUCCAAUUUGUCCCAAGGAGGCAAUUCCUCUCUCAGGCAGCGGCGAAAUAAGCAGCACAAACUACCCAAAGGGUAACUACACUGCUUCCAGAAAUUGUACUUGGAACAUUACCGCGCCAAGCGACAAAAUUGUAAUGUUUACGUUUACUGACUUUGUCUUCAGUAAGUGUUCAGCCAAUCCCUGUUCGGAUUCUUGUGCUUAUGUGGAGCUUUAUGAUGGUGGAUCUACAAGGUCUCGUUUGCUGGGGCGAUUUUGCCAGGGGUCGUCGUGGAAUGAACCUCAGUUCUCGACUGGAAAUCGAAUGUUUGUGAUGUUCCAUCCUGGACAAACAGUUGAUCGUGGAUUUCAAGCGAAAUACAAAUCCACAACGACCGGUGACUGUACCCCUUCUGGAGAAUAUGUUAAUGCUUCUAGUGGUCACAUUUCCAGCCUCAAUUUCCCCGACGUGUAUGAAGCAAACAGGAUUUGUACCUGGAAUAUCACGGUACCCCAUGGGAAAAUCAUCAAACUGACCUUCUUGAACUUUACCCUGGUAGCAGGUGAAAACGAUGACUGUGCUGGUGCCGCAGCAGAUAGUGCCCGAGUCUUUAUCACAGACGUUGCUUCUCAUGGAGGAAAACCUAAUGACUUUAAGAUCUGUGGUCAAAAGCUUCCCCCUCCUGUGUACUCCGAGGGAAAUGUCAUUCAAUUGAGAUUUGAAUCGCGCAGCGGUCUUGUACACAAAGGGUUCAAUGCAACCUUUGAGGCGAUAUAUAGAGAUUCACUGUGCCCUACAGAUAUGAUCCUCGAUGAAACAUCAGGUUCUUUGUCCUCUCCCUUUCAUCCAAGAAACUAUCCAUUCAACCAGACAUGUAGCUGGAAGAUUAUAGGGAAACAAGGAUACCGUGUUGAGCUCACAAUACCAGACUAUAAUAUUGAACGUUGUGGUGGCGCUGCUUGCUCGUGUGAUUAUGUGGAAGUUCAGAAUAGCUUCAGUGAUCAAGCGCGUCCUGGAAAACUAUGUGGUACACCAAGGUUUAUUCCUGUAAAGUUUUAUUCACUGCACGAAAGCUUGAGGGUGGUGUUUGUGUCCGAUGAUACAAACAUGGAUUAUGACGGAUUUGGGGCAACUUACAAGCUGUUGAACUACAGUCCUCCAAUUUGUCCCAAGGAGGCAAUUCCUCUCUCAGGCAGCGGCAAAAUAAGUAGCACAAACUACCCAAAGAGUAACUACACUGCUUCCAGAAAUUGUACCUGGAACAUUACCGCGCCAGCUGACAAAAUUGUAAUGUUUACGUUUAUUGACUUUGUCUUCAGUAAGUGUUCAGCCAAUCCCUGUUCGGAUUCUUGUUCUUAUGUGGAGCUUUAUGAUGGUGGAUCAACAAGGUCUCGUUUGCUGGGGCGAUUUUGUCAGGGGUCCUCGUGGAAUGAGCCUCAGUUCUCGACUGGAAAUCGAAUGUUUGUGAUGUUCCAUCCUGGACAAACAGUUGAUCGUGGAUUUCAAGCGAAAUACAAAUCCACAACGACCGGUGCCUGUACCCCUUCUGGAGAAUAUGUUAAUGCUUCUAGUGGUCACAUUUCCAGCCUCAAUUUCCCCGACGUGUAUGAAGCAAACAGGAUUUGUACCUGGAAUAUCACUGUACCCAGCGGGAAAAUCAUCAAACUGUCUUUCUUGAACUUUACCCUGGUAGCAGGUGAAAACGAUGACUGUGCUGGAGCGGCAGCAGGUAGUGCACGAGUCUUUAUCACAAACGUUGCCUCUCAUGAAGGAAAUCCUGACGACUUUAAGAUCUGUGGUCAAAAGCUUCCCCUUCCUGUGUACUCCGUGGGAAAUUUCAUUCAAGUGAGAUUUGAAUCUGGUACCGGCCCUGUAAACAAAGGGUUCAAUGCAACCUUUGAGGCGAUAGAUGGAGAUUCACUGUGCCCUACAGAUACAAUCCUCGAUGAAACAUCAGGUUCUUUGUCCUCCCCCUUUAAUCUAAGAAACUAUCCAUUCAACCAGACAUGUAGCUGGAAUAUUAAAGGGAAGCAAGGAUAUCGUGUUGAGCUCACAAUACCAGACUAUAAUAUUGAACGCUGUGGUGGCGCUGCUUGCUUGUGUGAUUAUAUGGAAGUUCAGAACAGCUUCAGUGAUGAAGUGCCGCCUGGAAAACUAUGUGGUACACCAAGGUUUAUUCCUGUAAAGUUUUAUUCACUGCACGAAAGCUUGAGGGUGGUGUUUGUGUCCGAUGAUGCAAACAUGGAUUAUGACGGAUUUGGGGCAACUUACAAGCUGUUGAACUAUAGUCCUCCAAUUUGUCCAAGGGAAGCAAUUCCUCUCUCAGGCAGCGGCAAAAUAAGCAGCACCAACUACCCAAAGAGUAAUUACACUGCUUCCAGAAACUGUACCUGGAACAUUACCGCACCAGUUGACAAAAAGAUACAGUUUGAGUUUACUGACUUUGCCUUAAGUGAGUGUUCAGCCAGUCCUUGUUCGGAUUCUUGUUCUUAUGUGGAGCUUUAUGAUGGUGGGUCAACAGGUUCGCCCUUACUGGGGCGAUUUUGUCAGGGGUCGCCAUGGAAUGAGCUUCAGUUCUCGACUGGAAACCAAUUGUCUGUGAUGUUCCAUCCUGGACAAACAGUUGCUCGUGGAUUUGAAGCACAAUUUUCUGUACUGUCUACCACAACAACAUUACCUUCAACAGGGACAAAAGCGACGAACGAAACAACAACAAGUAAUGAAUCAAAAAUAAGAACUGAUUCAAGAAUGGCAACUACGACGAGUUUGCCAAAGAAAUCCUUAUCGGCAGGUGCCUCCGUAGGAAUAGCAUUGGGUAGUGUGGCUUUUGUUCUACUCGUCUUUAUAAUGGUUUACUCUUGCCAUCGUCACGUUAAAAAGAACAAGAGAAUCAUUUCUCCGAGUAACGAAGGCACUGAAAUGGAAGAAAACCAGCAAAGAAAUAAAAGCGGAUGUGCACCCGACACCUGAACAUGAGUUACGACAACCCUAAGCUAUUUGGAUCAAUUGUUUCAUUUCAUGUAUAUUUAGGCCUUAAAAAGCCUCAUUGGGUAGCAGUCAAUUGAUUUCUUUUCCUCGAUGACCGCCGAAAAACUCAAACGAGCUCACCUACCAGCCGCUUUACGGGAUUGUGGGCUCACAAUCUUUUCCAUUUUCAGGGAGGAGUUUUCAGGGAUAACAAAAGGGGAUCACAACUCAAAUCAUCCCACCUUCCUUGUCCCUCAGGGGAUGAAUAAUGAGCGGCCCUUUUGAGUCAUUUCCACAACGGACACAGUAAUUCUUCUACCCUAUGUAAUGACAACAAUUAACAAUUGGUUCAUACGUCAGCGUGCGUUCAUCGAGAUAUGAAGCACGCGGGAAGUUUGGAGAGCACGAAAGAUGCGUAAGAGUUGCUCGAGGCGUAGCCGAGGGAUCUCGAGGGAUAUGCUUGCUGACGUCAUGAGCGUGCACAAUAGGAAUAUGAAGCACGCUCGCGCAAUUGAAUUUGAUUAGACAAAUUUACUAGCUAUGUUAUAAAACGAUUUGAUGAGUGAUUUAUCCAGUGAGGUUUAAUUGGGUGAAACUAACAGAUUGUGCGAAAGUACGACAAUAGCUCGUAGUUGUCAUUUAACCUGGUUCGCCUGGGCUCACAGUACAUGUUUGCGUAAUUCGAUGUUUAAAGUACAAUAAAGUAGUUUUCAAUUGAA
Molecule: messenger RNA, 5486 nt
Organism: Pocillopora verrucosa
Lineage: Eukaryota; Metazoa; Cnidaria; Anthozoa; Scleractinia; Pocilloporidae
Source: RefSeq, a predicted model, not a curated record